GCAGCAAUGGGGAAGCCGUACAGGGACCCAUGACAGAUUACGGACCUGGCAGCAGCAUGAGGAGGCGGGGGUACGGGGCCCAUGACAGAUUACGGGCCUGGCAGCAGCAAUGGGGAGCCCGUAAAUCUGCCAGCACCCUAUGACAAAAUGGAACCACCAGCAGUUGUGAGGAGACCUGAGAAAAGUGGCACAUGGCAGGAGUUGUGGCAAUGGAGACAGCAGCAAUGGGAGGGCCGUACCAGGGACCCAUGACGCGACUCUGGGACCUUGGCAGCAGCUAUGAGGAGGCGGCAGUAAUCUGCCAGCACCCUAUGACAAAAUGGAACCCAUUCCAGCAGUGUGAGGAGACCUGAAAGUGGCACAU
Molecule: messenger RNA, 364 nt
Organism: Staurois parvus
Lineage: Eukaryota; Metazoa; Chordata; Amphibia; Anura; Ranidae
Source: the annotation of a GenBank genome assembly